AUGGCUGCUGCCUCUGAGGAGAAACUGCUUCCAAAUAAGUCAGAAAUUGUGGUCUGGAAGCUCAGAAAAGAAUGUUUGCAGCAGAAUAUUCCAAAUGUUCCUGAUGGCAAGUCGAAGGAGAGUGAAUCUGCUUCUACCUCUCCCACUGAAGGUGACGUUAGUGGCUCUACUGAUGAGGGCUGGUACGAUAUAUAUGCUGACCUGGAUGUGUGGGAUAAUGAAGUUUCUAGUAUACCUGAGUCUUCAGGGCAGCAAGAUGCAUCUGAGCAUGAGGUGGAAGACUGGGAUAGAGAGCUAGAGGAGUUCACAUGUGGUCCUUAUGAUGCUGACGAUCUCUCCUGUGGAAGCUUUGAGGAAAAUAAUCUUUCCAGCUCGUAUGUAUGGAAGGAGGAUUGGUUUUACAACCCGGGCUGUCACCAUGCACCUUGCUUUAUUUUUCCACCACGAGUUAGAACAGUUGAGAAGGGCCAGUUUGAUGAUGCUGAUGAAUGA
Pseudopodoces humilis (Tibetan ground-tit) is the source of this 492-nucleotide messenger RNA. RefSeq names its product coordinator of PRMT5 and differentiation stimulator (gene COPRS). Gene Ontology annotation, molecular function: histone binding. Gene Ontology annotation, cellular component: nucleus. The record is from RefSeq and is a predicted model, not a curated record. Lineage: Eukaryota; Metazoa; Chordata; Aves; Passeriformes; Paridae.